AUGAAGGCCAAACUGUUGAUUGUGUUAAUGUCAGCUGCAAAUUUACUUGCUUUAACACGCGCUGUGGUUCAAAAGGUAACUAACUGAUUCGAAUUCAUGUAAAUUAACUUUGUUUUUGUCUGUUUUGACUAAUUUUCCCUUCUCUGUAAGUCAUGCUUAUAUGCGUGGUUAUUAUUACUAUUACCCACUCCUCCCAUGUCCGCCUUACUUUUAAUUCACUAGUUUUUUUUCUUUUUCCCUCCUUUACUUUAUUUAGCUGUGUUUGUACUUGUUCUGUUACUUUCAAGAAUUUGCUUUAUUAAUGGUUCUUUAAAUUAUAGUGGUUAAUUCUAGUUACUGUGUACGUAAAUAUUUAUAGGAACUAGGGACCAACAAGAAAGCAUUAGUUUACUUGGCCUUUAGAUACCAUUUGUUUACAAAUACAAAUUAAGUCUCGCGUUACAGCUGACGUGUUCAUAAAUAAGCUUAAAACUAAAUUAAACUGUAUAGUUUCAAAUACAGAAAGAUGUGCAACUCCUUAGAAGAAAUGUCCCCGGAAGAGCUAUACCUUCAAGAGUUUUAUUCGUUGACAAGAAAACGUGACGGCCGUUCGUUCAUUUGCGCGCCAAAAUUGUAAUCUUUGGCAGCAAUAAAGGAGUCAAUAAUCAUCAUUUUUGUGCUCAAUUAUCUCAGUUUUAGUGUAUACUAAAUUCGCGGCAAGGUAAAAAUCCCUCACUAGCCACCUCCACUUCAGUGAAUAAUUGCUAUAUAUUGUUACACGUUUUAAGGGCUGCCCAGGCAUAAACGGAGUUCCUGGCAUCCCAGGAAAUCCUGGGUUACCAGGUCCUUACGGUCGUCACGGGGCUAAGGGAGAAAGAGGAAAGACUGGACCCCAAGGACAAAAAGGAGAUCAAGGACAACAAGGAUCGAAGGGCGAGACCGGUCCAGAGGGUCAUUCCAAUUGGAAACAGUGUGUUUCGAAAUUGUCCCGCCGCGAAGACAACGGGCUACUAAAGGUAAGAUUUACAAAUAACUUUUAAUGAAUUGUGUGCGCCAAACAUGGCUUGCCGAGGCCCUCUGCAGGCUUGCAAGAUGAAGCAAUUUUAUCCUUCGAUGUGAUUUGCCUUCUUAGAGGGCAAAAUGACACUGACUUGCGUGCUUCGUUCCCGCAUAAAAGAAACAAAAAUAACUGAAGCCAGUUGAUAAAUCCAGUCUUGAACAAGCUUGCUGAGAAAAUGACCUCGUUCUUUUUUACAGGAAAACGGCCAUCUUGACUACGUGCAAAGAAAAUAACAUGUUGAUUUGCUGGAAAGAAAGGUGUUUAAGGGGAAGAGAAGCGGUGGGGAUUUUGACGACUGAAAAAUAUUUUCAGCAACGAGUAGACUAUUUUCUCGACAUAUAGAGUCAAAGCUCUCGGAAGCGACCACUUCAGAAAUGCAUAAAAGUUGUCGCAAUUAGAGUUGGUCGUUUACGAGAAUGGGCUGUCAAUCGUCAAAAUACCUACCCAUUUGAACUAGCCUUGCAAAUUGUGUUUAUGCAUUUCCUUACGAAAGGAGACCGGGAUUUAAAAAAAGAAACAAUUAAAAGUUUUCUUUCAUUUGCAAUGUAUAGGAAUGUGUCUUCCGCAAGGAGCAGAGUUCCUCCCUGCGGGUGUUUUUCUCAGGCGCUCUUCGCAUCCUUAACUGCGUUCGUUGCUGCAAACGCUGGUUUUUUACUUUCAAUGGUGCUGAGUGCAGUGGACCGAUGCCCAUUGAUGGAAUCGUUUACAUGCAAGGGCUGAGAGCACUGCAACCCCUUCGUGUGCGCCAUAUUGAAGGCUACUGCGAAAACAUCCCCAGGGGAGAGGUGCGAGUGGGAUUCAACGUUGGCAACUGUGCAGGGUACGGUAAUGUAGACGCUCAUUCCGGUUGGAACUCAGUGUCCCGGAUUGUGGUGGAAGAAGUACCAGCUCCACAGAAGUAA
Molecule: messenger RNA, 1941 nt
Organism: Porites lobata
Lineage: Eukaryota; Metazoa; Cnidaria; Anthozoa; Scleractinia; Poritidae
Source: the annotation of a GenBank genome assembly